AGGAGCAGUCUGCCAAGUGACACCAGUUUGAAUAACAUGAAACCAAUGUCAAGUUUAGUUGUGCUUCUCAUUUCUUUGACUUUGUGUUUUAAAUUCGCCUCGUCAAUCUUCUGCUAUGACUGCAACAGCGCCUUCGACCCUCGCUGCGGGGAGAACUUCGACUCCUUCAGCCUUGGCGUCGUCAACUGCUCACUCAGAGACCCUCCCGAGCAUAUAGAACCGAUUGAACCUACCUUUUGUAGAGUCAUCAAGAUGGAGAUUUACGGUAAAGUGCGAAUCGUCCGACAAUGCGGGUAUAUUGAGGAAGAACAUGGUGAACACAUCUGCAAGAGACAGACUGGUAACGGUGAUGUUUUCAUCACAUACUGCACAUGUGAUACUGACCUUUGCAACGCCAGUACUCAACUCACAGAUCCUACUACUAUGCUUACUUCAAUCGCCAUUUUAUAUGGGAUCUUAAAUUUGAAAUACAUUCUCUGACUUAAUUUUAAUUUGGUGGCUGUUUUAGGAAACUUGAUAACCGUCCUGCUACUAAAAAGACUUGACAAUAAGAGCCAAAACUAAAUUAAGGCUAUUGACAAAAGUGAGCACCGACCCAAGGUAUAUCUAAGUACGAAUUUGUCCUAAAUAAUGGAAAAUGUUACACCGACAGUUAGGGAACCGUAGGCUAAGUGAGUUUUCAAAAUUUGUCCUAAUACUUACUUAGUGAGACAAAUUUUGAAAUUUACUUUAAAUUCUUUUAUUUCAAGAAGGCUUAAGAAAAGCUAAGAACGGUUCCUGGUGGAUUUGCAAAAAGCAAAUAUAAACGCGCAGGGAAUCGCGGGCAAGCAUUAAAUAAAUUUCUAACUUAUUUCUGAUAUUUUCAAUAAAAUUUUCAUUUUAUACGUAAAAUUAUAAUACAAGUGCAAUACAAGGAUAUGCAAAAAUCUGGCUGCGAAGAUUGCUUUAAAUGUCGGCACAGAUGCUUAUGCUGUUAUAGACAAAUCGCUUAAAUAAACUGGAAAUAUAAUACUUUCAUUUGCCGCCCGGAUAUAAUGUUUUGAUGUAAUAAAGCAUACGGAUAAAAAUCGGAUGAAGUAGUAAAACUACUCCAUUAUUAAACAAAAAACAAUCCCCAUAUCUCUAAAGGCAAUGGUUCUUAACCUACAAAGGUUAGAUUUUAGAAGUUGGUCGUCACAGUUUCGUAAAGCAGUUGGUGUGAUUGGAGUUAAUUUAUUAUUUAAUAAAUAUUAGUGUCGUUAAACUUGUAACUGCCAUGGGUAUAAUAUAAAGUACAAUGUAUGUCUGUUUAAAUUAAAUCAUAUAAAUGUU
Molecule: messenger RNA, 1311 nt
Organism: Pararge aegeria (speckled wood butterfly)
Lineage: Eukaryota; Metazoa; Arthropoda; Insecta; Lepidoptera; Nymphalidae
Exons: 3
Coding region: 37-480 (147 amino acids)
Biological process (GO): sleep; regulation of synaptic transmission, cholinergic; positive regulation of voltage-gated potassium channel activity
Source: RefSeq, a predicted model, not a curated record